CUUAAGCCACUUGAUUUUGGACUAACGCGAUCCCAGCACUGGCUGCGUGACCUGAUCAUCUCACAAAGUUAUCUGGUGAAGAUGUCUGUUGUCAAUUCUAAGCCUAUGAUGGACAUCGUUCAUUAUCAUGUCAGUUUGGUCAUCUUCUGAAUCUAGCAUGGUUAGCGACGACCAAUUUCCGGAGGCAGAGCCAUAUGAUUGGCACAGGCGGGCUGGGCCGUCUACACGGCCCGAUCCCCAGCAAUCUUGGUAUCCCCCAAACAAUUAUUUUCAAUAUCCAGGAAUUGCUCCAUACUCGGCCAAUAACUUAAUGUCAUAUGCACAGCACCCAGCACAAAAUCCAACCUUCAGAGCUAGAUGGGAUGCGUUCAAUCUCUUUGACGAGGAGGAGCAGGAGCGAAGAAAGAAGGGAAAAGAAAUCAUGCCAAUUCGGCCAGUCAUGAACGGACCGCCGCCGCGUUGGACUUUUUAUCCGGGAGGGUAUGGACCGGCACCAUAUUACGCACCUUUGGGGAAUCCCUUUCCGUCUGGCUUACCGCAAUCCCAGCCCUUGCCAUUGCCUCUCCCAACUGCAGGAAACUCGGGGGACACGUCGAAAAAGCACACCAAGCAUGUCCGUCAACCCGAUCAAGUGCCGGGGACGCGUCAAGGGGAGGGUACACGAGGCGGAGAAAGCAAGAUUAUUCAGAAAAUUGAUGGCAUUCUAACCCCGAGUUCUGAAGACCUGACUGUGCACCUUACGAUGCACCUUGAAGAGGAUUUAGAGGAUUUCCUUGACGAAUUGAGUUGCUUAUCUAGGCUCGGACAUUUUUCGUCUGCGCAAAAGUUCUUCCAAGAGCACCUGCAUCACCAUAUAGAUAACCCUUAUGUUCUUGUUUGCUGGGCCGACCUUUUGCUUCGUCAGGGAGACUUCAAAGGUGUUACGCUUAUCAAGGAUGACGCGAUGUAUAAGAACGAGGGUGAACAGUCAACUGCGGAAGAGUUGAAGCUUCUGCGACUCAAUUGGGAGCUUAUUCAAACACUGGCGAAGAGCAUGACAUUGGAUACUAAUAGUGCUGCUUCUACUGUCUCGGAGGAGGCAAUUGAAGUCUUAACUGCGAUAGCUAAGGGUUCGACUCUGGAUGGCUCUAUAAGUUCGAUUGAAAUCGAAAUUAUUGCCCUUGCCCUUAGACUUGCUGGCCAUCCUGUCCUCAUUUCUACAUGGGUGAAGCAUGGCGCUAAGGAUAUAAAUACCCCUUUUUCGCGUCUUUACGGGACUCUACUUCGCCAAGGACGCAUCUGGGAUUUCCACGAUCUUGUUGUCUUUUGGCCUAAAAUUGAGGAUAUAAAGACUUUACUACAAGAUAUUUUCGACAAAGAUUUGAUUCCCAGCUUGGAGGCGAUGAUAUCAGACUGGUUAGAAUCUAUACAUGGUUACGAUUCCUCGACUACGCUGGGCUUAUUAAGCAUAAUGACUUAUGUUAUGUUGGAGCCCGUGCAAGCUUCGGAAAAAGAAUGCAUCGAUAUUCUCAAGUUGUGCCUGCCUCUAGCCAUAUCAGUUGCUAAAAAUGACCCCAGUGGUCUAAAGUCGCGACCGUACUUGAGAGUCCUGCUCGCGAAAUCUCGAUUCUCCGAAACGGCAAGCCGACAAGCAAUGGAUAGCCUAUCGGCCCAAUUGCAGUCAGCGCAGGGUGUAUCUUAUUGCCCUGAUGUUGCAUUGUUACCAAUAUACGUGCCAUUCGAGAAUGAAACGCCUCAAUGGGCGGCGAUGGACCAACCCCGCGAACUGAAAGACCCAAUUAGACUAGUUUUGAGAAGUGUCGUGGAGCUAGGUGAUUUGCAAACUGAAGUUAUCGCCCGACGGGAGCUCAUACGACUCUCGAAAAACCCACGGGAUGAAUUUGACUUGCUUUGCACAUUGCAAUUGGCUCGCCAAGGUGACCUAAGUGGUUAUGGCCUAACACUCGCUUCCAAGUAUCUAGUGUCAAACACGAAGGAGGCAAAGGAAGAACUGGCAAUUUUAAUAUCACGACUCUUAUCAAAGAUCACAGCCAUCAACUUCUGGGACCCUUCUUGUGAGUGGAUUCUCAACAUGCUAUUGUAUAAGCUAGAAGGAAAAUCGCCUUCGAUAAUCCAAGAGAUGUUGGAAAGAAGCCAUGCCAAUUAUCAGCAGAUGGAUGACUCACUGCUCCGAGAGAUUUCAAGAAAGAUGCCGAUAUUGAAGGAUUGGGUAAGUCAACAGACCAGAGUUUCCACAGAGGACCGGCCUAGAAAUACGGCGCCGCGGACGAGGUCUGCCUCCCGCCGAAGUAAAGAAUUGAAACCAAACAAAACGAAGAGCCCAGGAAUUGCACAGGCAACGGGACAGCCAACUACCCGAACACAGCGUGAAUCGUUUCACGAGAGGAGAGAAGCGCAGGACACUCCCCUGGCGACGGGUUCGAAAUCCACGGAUAAGCGACAAGAUCAAGAGCCCAACCUAGAUGGUGCACAUCCACACACGCAGAUGCCGAAUGAUGAGCAAAUAGGUACUGCAGACGAGCCAAGAAAUGUCCAAGAAAUCCCCAUCAGUACAUUUUCUAGACCGAACGAUGAGUCUCAAGGGGGACGUGAAUCGGUGGAUGUCAAUAUAUCUCAAGCCACGAGUCUUCCAAUCGAGUCUCAGAAUCGCCGAAGGUCGCUCCAUACUCAAACAUAUAGGGCUGCGAAUCUCCUAGCAAGGGAAAGACCUAAAGAUGACAUCAAGCUCGCAGAAGAUAUAAGAAAAAGGUUGGCAGCUGAGUAUGAUAGAAAACUUGACGCCGAAAGGAAUUUUGAACAGGAGCGGCAAAAGGAGCGGAGCGCUUUACUCGAAGAGCUUAAGAAAGAAGUUGAGGCGAUCAGAAGAGAAGCAGUAGAGCAAGCCGAGAAGAAAGCCCGCGUAGAAGCCCAAGAGCGCGCCGAGCAACUAAGAUGGGAGAGACAACUGCAGGAGAGCAAGCUGCAGAAGGAAAUAGCGACGGUGAAAGCUAAGGCGGUCGAAGCUGAGCGAGAUGCCAGAUUCGAGGCGGAAAGGGAAGCAGCUCUCCGACAGGCAGAGAAAAAGAUCAAGGAGGAAAUUGAGAUCCAGAAGAUGAAAGAUGAAGAAGCACAAAAAAAGGCCGCACACGAGCGCCACCAAAAGAUGGAAGCGGAGAGAAGAGCGCGCGAAGAAGCCGAAGCAAAGAAAAGGUACAAGGAGGAACUAGAGCGGAAAGCCGCAGCCGAGAGACACGAAGCGGACAAAAAAGCGCGCGACGCUGCCACGAGGCAAGUCGAGGAAGAGGAGACGCGGCAAUGGGCCGCGGAACAAGCGCAAAGAGACCUGGAGACGCAGAACCAGAUCCAUUUCAAGGACGCGAUAGGGCGGAAAUUCGCGAUCCCGUUCAGCGAAGGGCGCACGUGGCAGCGUAUGCGAGAACUUAUCGAGGCGACAUUUGCUCAUAUUGACGGCCUCGCGGCCGAGGUCCAAGCAGGCCACUAUGACUUAGUCGAUCCCGACGGAAGCAUCAUCUUGCCGCAGACCUGGGACCAGAUCAUCCAGCCUGGCUGGAACAUUCAGAUGCAGAUGUGGCCAAUGGUACCCGGGCCAGCGCAGCCAGCCGCGGUCCCACCGCCGCCGGUACCAUUUACAAUACCAAGCGUCGUCCCGCCACCCCCCGCCCCUCCUGUCGCGAACCAAGGCGUGACGGUCAUCGAAUCCGAGGGUCAAGGACGGGUCUCGUCGGAACACGCUGACGCUGACGAUGACGACGAUAUAUCAUCUGGUUACGGCUCGGAUCCCGGCGCGCGGAGACGGUCGCCUCGGAAGAAGAUAGCGCAUGCGUUUGCGGCGCUGAAGGCGAGUGUUCUCCGCAGACGUCGGCGCAGCGCAUCUAUUACGUCGACGGAAUCAUCGCUGCGCAGCUUUGACGAUUGAUUGAUGGGCGUAUCUGCUAAGCUGUAUGUAGCUCUGCUUACAUCGUCGGCGCGGGAACAAAUACCAAAAAGCGAGGCAAUAUCCAGUUUGGAAAAGUCAUGUUCUGUAUAUAUUUGAGCUCUAUUGUCAACGUCUUUGAUACCCCCCAUGCGAUUGAUUCUUGUGGGCAAUCCCUGAGACACCCUAGCUGGAUUUGCUAUAUCCUAUUUCAUAUCUCGAGACACGGAGAGGCGAAUGUGCGGCAACUAAUUAGAAAAUCUGGCUUAUGUAUGUAUAUGAGAAGGACAUGUAUAUGUUGAUAUGAUGCAAUGAGUUUGCUGAAAUAUUGCGAUAGUGCCA
Messenger RNA from Xylaria bambusicola, 4255 nucleotides. RefSeq lists its product as uncharacterized. The record is from RefSeq and is a predicted model, not a curated record. Lineage: Eukaryota; Fungi; Ascomycota; Sordariomycetes; Xylariales; Xylariaceae. The transcript is spliced from 6 exons. The coding region runs from base 128 to 3916 and encodes 1262 amino acids.